Dermacentor silvarum is the source of this 658-nucleotide messenger RNA. RefSeq lists its product as uncharacterized. The transcript has 5 exons. Lineage: Eukaryota; Metazoa; Arthropoda; Arachnida; Ixodida; Ixodidae. The coding region runs from base 132 to 449 and encodes 105 amino acids. The record is from RefSeq and is a predicted model, not a curated record.
GUCCGUGAUGGCGGCGGUGGCAUUUGUUUCCAUGUGCUUAUAUAAGCAACGAUAACUGACUCUUAGGCUAGCAAGGGUACCUUUACAGACCGGACCGAUUCCCCAGAUUCAGAGGCAAACUCGAGACGAGAAUGAAAGUCACAGUUUCUUUUCUAGUGGUUAUUCUGCUGGUGACGGCAUCCUAUGGCAGCCCUGCGUACGAAAAAGAUGAAGUGAAGGAGGAUGACGCUACGGCGCAGUACUGGAAGAAGCCUGUCGGCUAUUUGCUAGAAAUGAUUGCAAAGUGGCUCCAAAAGUCAGCCGAGGGAUCGCCGGCUUCAUAUGCUGCAGAGGACGAUGCCGGUUUGCCUCAAGACGCGACGAUCGAGCACAUCAGAAAGGUUGCACAGCUUCUCAACAAGGUUGCGGAUGCGGUAGAAAAGGGAGAGAAAGUUGACCUGUUCGCCUAAGGCUCGUGUUUCACUGUGUGUUUAACGCGUGUCAGCAACAUGAAUUAUUUGUUUUCAUGAUAUGUCCUUUAGUUUUGCACAAUUUCUGACUCCCUGCUUAGAGAGAAAACAAUAAAACUACAGUCGAUAUUGCAAGAAUGAAUCACUGUGGGAAAUUCUGGCUUAUCUUUUGUCAAUAAACACACCCUUACAGAAAUAUGCAUUGGGCU